Molecule: messenger RNA, 3337 nt
Organism: Empidonax traillii (willow flycatcher)
Lineage: Eukaryota; Metazoa; Chordata; Aves; Passeriformes; Tyrannidae
Gene: PRSS23
Product: serine protease 23
Exons: 2
Coding region: 181-1299 (372 amino acids)
Biological process (GO): proteolysis
Molecular function (GO): serine-type endopeptidase activity
Source: RefSeq, a predicted model, not a curated record
UUUUCCCUUGCCAGCUAAAUAAACCAGCCGAAAGCCAGCAUUGGCUCAGUUAGCAUGAAUGGGGUUUAGACCCAAGAAAUGGCAUAAGUGGUGCAGUUUAGAGAGAUUCCAUCUAUAUUGGGAAAGCUUCAAAUGUGAUUUGUGGGAAUAACUUUAAUAUGAAGCAGACGGGCAUUCAGAAUGGCAGGCUUGUCCACUUUAAUCCUCCUUUUGUGUGCUGCUAAAGAUGUGAUGCCCUCCAGUUCUCACUGGAAGCCAACUUGGCCGUCUUACAGAGUUCCUGUUAUCCUGCCGCAGUCUACCUUGAACUUGGACAAACCACAGUUUGAUGCUGAAGCCAGACUGGAAGUGGUGUCUCCCUGUGGCCCAGCGUGCCACAAAAGUUCUCCGCUGCCAACUUAUGAAGAAGUGAAGCACUACCUGUCCUAUGAAACGUUGUAUGCUAAUGGUAGCCUCACUGAGACUGAAGUGGGCAUAUAUAUUCUGAGCAACAGCGCUGAUGGGUCUCAAGGCAAAUCUCGAACUAAGAGGCAGAUCUAUGGCUAUGACAGCAGGUUUAGCAUUUUUGGGAAAGACUUCUUGUUGAAUUACCCGUUCUCCACAUCGGUGAAGCUGUCUACAGGUUGCACGGGGACUCUGGUGGCCGAAAAGCAUGUUCUUACUGCAGCUCAUUGCAUCCAUGAUGGCAAGAGUUACGUCAAAGGCGCUCAGAAACUGCGGGUGGGGUUCCUAAAGCCCAAACAUAAAGAUGGCAGCAAAGGGGCCAAUAUCACCAACUCAGCAAUGCCUGAGAAAAUGAAAUUCCAGUGGAUUCGUGUGAAACGGACGCAUGUCCCCAAAGGAUGGAUCAAAGGCAAUGCCAAUGACAUUGGCAUGGAUUAUGACUAUGCCCUGCUGGAGCUGAAGAAGCCACAUAAAAGAAAGUUUAUGAAGAUAGGUGUGAGCCCACCGGCCAGACACUUGCCUGGAGGGAGGAUUCACUUCUCUGGCUAUGACAAUGAUCGUCCGGGAAACCUGGUUUACCGUUUCUGUGAUGUCAAAGAUGAAACAUACGACCUGUUGUACCAGCAGUGCGAUGCCCAACCGGGUGCAAGUGGCUCUGGGGUGUAUGUGAGGAUGUGGAAGAGGCAGAAUCACAAGUGGGAGCGUAAAAUUAUUGGUAUAUUUUCAGGCCAUCAGUGGGUGGACAUGAAUGGCACCCCACAGGAUUUCAAUGUAGCUGUUCGCAUCACACCCCUCAAAUACGCACAGAUCUGUUACUGGAUCAAAGGCAACUACCUUGACUGCAGGGAAGGAUAAAGACAAUGAGACUCCUUGAAAGCACUUAAUGACUGGUUUUAAUUGCUCAUCUGAGGAAAGACUUUGUGCUGCAAAUGUGUGUGAUGUGAUCAUGUAACAUUGGGAGGUGAUAUGUAGCUUUUCAAGCCAGCCACCUUGUUCUUAGGACAGGGACUGUGUGGUGCUAUCAUUACAGCUUGAAACUGGGGAGAAAAGACGUCUGCUGGGUGGGGAAGGAGCAGGUGGACUUGUUGAAUUUGCAGCUGAGCAACUGAAGAUUAAUUAGGGGCGGAUCAGUAAACAGUAUGAAAACAGAACCGUCUCCAAAGAAUCUUGUAAAAGGGACACUGUUGACUAUCUCAUGCCUACAAUGUUUGUUUUAAUAAAUCCUAGGAUUAGUAGAAAUGCUUUGAUCUGAACUUUUAAAAGAAAAUAUUUCUAUGCUGUUGGGGGCUGAAGAGGGGCAUUUAAUGGUGUUUGCAACCCAAACAUUAAAGCUUUGUGUUCCUGCUUGAGAAAAGGGAGUGUGAAAAGGGCGAGAUGAAUGCCACACAAAUAGCGUGAAGGGUAAAUAACCACAUAACACUUCUAACUUCCUUUUGGUCUGAGUAAUUUGAGACUAUAUUAGUAACACAGUUAAGAAAAAUGGUUUUUGAGCAAACAGACCUUGAUGUUGCAAAGAUUUGACUGUGAAGAUGAUGUUGGUCAUAUGAACAGUGCCAUUGCGUCCUGCUUUGGGAAACACAAAUUGCACAUGGGAUUAAAUCUAUAGGAGCUGGGGCAUAGCCUUACACCUAGGAGGAUCCCUAUGAAUAUGCUAUUAUAGAAAGCGUGUGGGGACAGAAGCUUUUCUGUUUAUGACCUACUUAGAUCUUUAAAGGAAAAUCUCAUGUCAGCAGCUCAGAUUUUCAGAGGGGAAGCCUAUCUUCGGUCUUGCUGGCCAUCUGAACUGCUGUCUGCAGAGCAUGUAAAGGAGAGAGCAGGACAAGGGUCCUACUGAGUUUUCCCCAUUUGUUGAAGAUCCUUGCUGUUUUACCUAAUAAUACACCAGGUGGGGGACCCUAGAUUUAGAAGUGUCUCUCAGCCAUAUCCCUUUGACACGUAAUUUGUACGGCAUCUUGAUUUACGUUUCUUGUGUUGUUUGGGGUAGGAAUCCUCCUCCCCAUCAAACUGUUAAGUUACAAAUAAUUCUUGGCAAAUGCACAGUUCAGUCAAUCUGCAGCUGGAACAGAGCCACGUUGUAGGAUGCAGCCUUAGUUUGCUGUGAAGUGAUCCUCUGCUGUCUCUUAUAGAUAGCAGUGACUUACAUUUUUGCUGUAGCAGAAUUAAAGUUUAAAACAAGAACUGUCUGUAAUAGGUAAAAUCUGUGCAGCCAAAUACCGCAGCUCAGCAAACAGCAUUGGGAAGUCAACGUGGUCUAUAAUAAACAGUGUUUCUCUGGUGGAUUGUGCCACUGUGUUGCAGUAACCUGGUUAAGUACAUGCCUUCAUGCCAAUAUUAUUUUUUUAAAUAGGAGGAUAGACACUGGCUCCCGUUCCAGUUUCCCUUUUACCCAUCUCUCAUGUGCCUCCUGAAGCUUAUCAAGUUGCCUGUGGUGCUUAGUGUUGUGGGGCAAAUGCAAGUCCUUGCUGUGAAAUGGCAAAGCUGGGAAGGAAAGAAUCUAAGCAGAGCUUCCCUAUGCUAUACAAAUAUAAGGAAGACGUUAAUUCAGCAAAGCCUUUUUUACACUCUACUAAUUAAUGUGGCAUUUGUAAACAUAUGCCUGAUGGUGCUUUAUCUUUGUGGUGGCUUUGGCUCUAGUUCUGAAAAACAUUUUUGCUAGAGCUGCCUAUGAUUAUUAUUUUUAUAGAAGCAGCAUAAAAAACAUGGACCCUCGUGGGCUUUUGGUGCACUCAGAUACAAGCAGUUAACUAAUGCUUUGAAAUAUGAAUAAUCACCAUAUGUAUCUGAUGGUCUUUUUCUGCCUUUUUAUUUUAAUUUCCUUUAUUCUAUGGCUGUUAUCUGGAGCACUUUUGUUUGAAUGUAUCACAGUGAAUAAAGAAAAGUUAUGGAACUUCAA